This is a messenger RNA of Schistocerca americana (American grasshopper), 4010 nucleotides long. Its product is annotated as tetratricopeptide repeat protein 39B-like. Gene Ontology annotation, molecular function: protein binding. The transcript is spliced from 15 exons. Lineage: Eukaryota; Metazoa; Arthropoda; Insecta; Orthoptera; Acrididae. The record is from RefSeq and is a predicted model, not a curated record. The coding region runs from base 268 to 2016 and encodes 582 amino acids.
UCAGAGGAAUUACGUAACAAUGUUUUCUGCUGUGUGGAAUAGGUGAAGGUUGAAUUUUCAUAACCUGUUUAAUGUUAUUGCUACACGUGCAAGUUGCUGAAGUGGGUAGGAAUUGUAGCUCCUGAACUAUAAGUGUUUAUUCAGUUACUGCGUAUGCAAGAAGAGGGACGCUUUAUUAAGCAGUUCUUCAACCGUAACAGGUUUACUUCUCCAUGUAGAUACGUGUAAUUCUUCCAUCCCAGGCUGAAUAACAUCAGUGAAGACAACAUGGAAAAUAUUGAUGGAGAUGAUGAGUUCCAAGAUGCCUAUGAAACUCCACCUAUGUCCAGUAGCAUGGACUUGGAGUCUGCCCUAAAUGAAGCUAGAAUAGCUGUAAAUUAUUUUUUCAAUAACAAGUUUGAUGAGGCACGAAGAACGCUGGAACCUUGGGCAAACAGCAGUAUGUAUCAUGCUGUUGGACACAGUGUGUUCACAUUUUUGGAGGCUAUGCUGACCUUUGAACACCAACACAUUGAGAAAGCAUCAGAAGCGUUGAAACAGUGUAUGGCAGUGUGUAAUAGGUAUCGCAGGAAGAAUACUAUAACUGAAUCAAUUGGAAAGAUGGUGAAGAAACCUAAUUAUGAUUUAUACACAGCAGAAGAGGUCCAUGCUGAAUUAUGUUACGCAGAAGCUUUACUGCUGAAAUCAUUGCUUACAUUUGUAGAAGAUGAAACAUUAGUUAGUUUUAUCAAAGCAGGCAUUAAAAUAAGAUCCUGUUAUAACUCAUACAAAGAGUGUGCAAACAUUCUGCAUACUAGAAAGUGGAAUAGUGAAUCCUAUAAAGUUCAUUUUGAGAGUGGUGUUCGUAUGGGAAUUGGAGCCUUUAAUUUGAUGAUAUCUCUACUGCCUGCUCGUGUAAUUAAGCUCCUAGAGUUCAUCGGAUUUUCAGGUAACAAGGAAGUAGGCCUCAGGGAACUGCAGGCUGGGUACCAGCUGCAUAACAGUAUUCGCCAAGUUUUGUGUGUCAUGACACUCUUAGGAUAUCAUCUAAUUGUACUCUAUGUACUGAGCCAUACUGAUGGAGACCUCGAUUUUUGUGAUGAGAUUUUGAGUACACAACUCAAGAUGUAUCCUGAAGGAGCUUGGUUCCUCUUCUUCAAAGGUCGACUUGAGUUUAUGAAGGCAAAUAUUGAUGAUGCUAUAAAAUGGUACAUUUCUUCAUGGAAAUCCCAAAAUAUGUGGGUGCAGUUUCAUCAUAUGUGUUUCUGGGAACUGAUGUGGACAAACAGUGUUAAACAGAACUGGCAUGAAGCUAGCGAAUUUGCUGGACGAUUGUUUGAAGAAAGUAAAUGGUCAAAAACUAUUUAUGCUUAUCAAAAAGCUGCAAUGUUGUGUAUGCUAGGUGAUGACCUCACUGAUGAUGAACAGACUGAAAUUGAAUAUCUUAUGAGGCAUGCACCUCAAUGGAAGCAGAGGAUAGCUGGAAAAUCAUUGCCAAUGGAGAAGUUUGCAGUCAAAAAGUCGGAACGCUAUUUUUCUCAAGGGAAAAGCUUGGUUCUUCCAGGUUAUGAACUAAUGUAUGUGUGGAACCUGUUCAAACAAAUUGGGAAAAAAUGGGAAAUGUUAGAUUCAGUGUAUAAACGAGUUGAAAAAGUACUCAGAAAGUUGGAAUCAACACGUGAAGAAGGCGAAUAUCAUGCAGACAACAAAGCAUUAGUUUUAUUGUUGAAAGGAACAUGUUUGCGACUGAUGAAUACCCCACUUCAAGCAGAGGAAUCCCUAAAUAUUGUGCUUUCAUUGGAGAAAAAAAUAAAAGAAGAUCUUUAUCUUAUACCGUAUGCUAUGGUUGAACUGGCACUACUAUACAGGAGUCAAAAUGAUCUCUCUAGAGCAGCCCAAUUAUUGGAAGAUGCAAAGAAGAACUAUACUGGGUAUUCUCUGGAGUCACGCCUUCAUUUCAAGAUACAUUCUUUCCAGUCUGAGUUGAACACGAGGAAAUCAUCAGAUGAGACUACUUCAGAACUUUCUAGUCAGUAGUUGAUGACAAAUUUAUGUUUCUAAAAAUGUGUGCAAUUACCUUGACCAAACCAGUAAAACACUAUUUUCUUUCUAACUUCAGUAAAUGUAAUCUCUGGGGUUUUUGAUCUCAAAAGACAUGAAAACUAUUUUGUCAUUACUGGUUUUUGUACUGGGUAAGAUAUAUACAUUCCAAUUUUUUUUUACAUGCUUAAUGCUGUGAUCCAAUUGUUGAACACUUUAUUGUCUUGAAGAAAUUGUUUUAAAGAAUGUUUUUGUUUAUUUAAAUAUUGUUAAUGUUUUAGAAGUUUUAAUAUUUUUGACAAAAUAUUUCAUGAUCAUUCUUCCAUUUUAUCUUGCAGUGAAAUAGUUACUCUUCACACAAGUUGAAGUAUCUAGUUACGACGUUGUUAAACAACAAAUGAUCUACUUGAGUCUUACAUCGAGAAGUCAGAAAAUUGUGUGUUUGUACUUCCAUACUUUUCAUACAGGCCCCGCUCGCCACCGCCCCCCCUUCCCGCCCCGCUCUCUCUCUCUCUCUCUCUCUCUCUCUCUAUGGUCGAAAGCUUAGCAAUAUUUCCAGUACUUAUAUUCUACAUUUAUGUGCAUAUCUACCACACAAUCCUUCAUUUAAAUGGUGGGCUGUUACUUUUACUCAUUUCAAUAUUUGUAUUCCAUCUGUAUAACCAGGGAAUCCAUCUGUUAAAAAUGGUGUGCUAUUUAAAUGCUUGUACAAUAUACAGAUAUGCUCAUUACUUAUGUCAGGUGCCCCAUAACUCACUCAGCUUUGCUUUUAAGCAGUAGUUUGCUUAACCUUUCAAUUUUUUUAAUUUCUGAAGGAUGUUCUGUGUGGCUUGGUCCCUUCUUCCACAACAAUCAACUAAUUUUCCCACAUCUCUUCAAUAGUUUACUUGUCCGGAGUUCCAAUGUUGUUGCUGUGUCUUGUUCAGGUAAAACAGGGGAUACGAGAUACAUUUAGUGCUUUCAUGUAGCAAGGUAGAUAUGCAUCUGCUGAAGAUGAGUUGCAGUACAUAUGUGGACAUUAUUUAACUUCUUUUUAAUCUAACCUCAAACAUGUUUUUUAGACAUUUCUCAUUAUCCAAGAACUGCCAAGAUGCAUAGUUACUCUACUCACAAUUGGAUGAAUCUACUUAAUCAGAAGAUGAUUCUGAAUAUUCUGCUAUGAGCACAAUCUUUAUGUGCUCUGCAUGUGGUUUCAGUUAGUGUUUAAUUGUUUUUGUUAUCUGAUAUACUGUGUGUAAGUCAUUACAUUUAUGUUUUUCUAUCUCUUUCUGCGUUUCAUUCGCAAUUUUUGUGUGUCAGGGGCACUGCCUAGGUGCAGUUGUGUCAGUAGUCUUAUAUUUAUUUUCAGUUUACAGAACUGUUAGAUGAAUCUCAAGAAGUGGAUGGACAUUAAUCAUCUUCAUGUGAUCACAGUGCUUGUCUUUGUGUGAUGCUAAUGCUCAGACUGGAUUUCUUUCUUUGUAGUCUAUUUCCCAUAUAUUCUGCAUAAUAAUAACUAUAACUGUUGCUUAUUCAAUUAUCUGGCUGACAAUAAUUUGUUAAAAGGAUUGUGUGAUUAGAAAUAGGAUUGAUUGAUGUAUGUGAGAUAAGUAUGCAACUUGAAAUUUUUCUUGCCAUAAUGCAUUAUACAGAUAAAAAGAUAUUUUCAUAUGCCAUAAGUAAUUCCAUUAAGAUGACAAAUGAAGAUGAAGGAACAAAGAUUUCCUAAAGAAAACUAUGGCCUAGAUCACAUUAUACCUGUGAUAAAAGAACCAGUAUUUCUUCAGGGACAUGCCUGAUGUCAGUUGCGUAUGUCAAUGUCUCUGUUAUAUUUGUUUGUGUAUAGUAUAUUAAAUAAAAGGUGUAAUAUGAAUUUGUGUUCUUACAUUGUGAGAAAUAAACGUUUCUCAUCAUUAACUGUUUAUUUAACAUUGAAUUUUUAUGUUGUUUUUAUUGUACUUCAGUGACACAGAACAAAGCAUCAUAAUAAAUAUUUUGUUGCUGUGAGAGAA